This is a messenger RNA of Hevea brasiliensis (rubber tree), 834 nucleotides long. Its product is annotated as protein FAR1-RELATED SEQUENCE 5-like. The record is from RefSeq and is a predicted model, not a curated record. Lineage: Eukaryota; Viridiplantae; Streptophyta; Magnoliopsida; Malpighiales; Euphorbiaceae. The coding region runs from base 1 to 834 and encodes 277 amino acids. Gene Ontology annotation, biological process: regulation of DNA-templated transcription. The transcript has 2 exons.
AUGUCUUCAGCUAUAAAAAAUCUUGUUGAAAAAUUUAAUGAGGAAGGAAUUCCAACAGGAAAAGUGGCAACAAUGUUUAGUGGUGAUGACCAACAAUUUUCUAAUAGAGAUUGUUGGAAUCACCUUAGGAAUUUAAGAAAAAAGAACUUAGAUGUUGGAGAUGCUCAGGCUGUCUUGAGUUUUUCUUAUCAAUAUUUUGGGGAUGUUAUUACUUUUGAUACCUCUUACAAGACCAACAAAUAUGCCAUGCCAUUUGCCCCAUUCACAGAAUUGAACCAUCAUUGUCAAUCUAUUUUGUUUCGUUGUGCUUUAUUACAAGAUGAAUCAGAACAAUCUUUUAUUUGGUUAUUUGAAACAUGGCUUAAGGCGAUGUAUGAGAAAAGACCAAUAUCUAUUAUCAUAGAUCAAGAUAAAAAAGUUUUCCCUACAACUCGUCAUUGCUUAUGUCUAUGGCAUAUCAAAAAGAAGUUUCCCGAAAAACUUGCACAUAUAUAUCACAAAAAUUCAACCUUCAAACAUGAAUUGAAGAAAUGUAUUCGUGAAUCAACUACAGUGAAUCAAUUUGAAGAGGAUUGGCGGGAUUUGAUUGUCAGAUAUGGCUUGGAGAAAAAUGAAUGGCUUGAAACAUUGCAUAGUAUUCGAGAGUCAUGGAUUCCUGCCUAUAAGAUGAACACUUUUUUUGCGAGAAUGAAUACAAUCCAAAGAAGUAAGAGCAUAAAUGCUUUUUUUUAUUCUUUUAUUGAUGCAAAGACUUCAUUGCAAGAGUUUGUGAUAAAGUAUGAUAAAGCAGUGGAUAGCGAUUGUGACAAAGAAAUAAAAGAAGAUUUUGAGUAA